AUGGAGGAGGACAACCUGCUGGAUUUGAUGAACCGCUUGCGGUUCAUCACGGGAAAGUCAGUGGAGGCUCCCAUGCCAGAGGCUACCGCCACCUGCAUUAGUGAGCAAUGUCGGUUGGUGAUUCAACAGGCGCUAUUUCGUCAUCCUGCUCUUGUCAUGCUACACAAGACAAGGGAUGAACUCAAGAAACAUGUUAUGGAUCAGUUGCAAGAUUCUCUGCAGACUGAAGCUGCCAUUUCAGAUGAUGUUGGUCGUCUGCUUGGGUGGAUCAAUGAGACGUCCGAGUCCCUGGAGUUGGAGCGGUUAUCAGCCGUUUAUAGUGACACCGAGGAGGUAUAUCAUCACAUGAAGCGCCACACACUGGAGGAGUUGGGCAUUGAGACGCUUCCCAAACAGUUACAAUGCGCCGCUGGCGACCUGUCUCCGUGGAACGUAUUGUUCGCCCUAGUCGUUGGUCCUCUCUUAACCUUUGAUGAAACACGAUACAAACGGGUGGAAAUGUACUUUCCAAACCCGACGCCAUCCAUGGUAACUGAUCUGAUGGAAAUUAACAAGAAUGUGUACAGUACUCCAUCAUGGGUGUCACUUUUGAGUAGUCUUGCGGGCUUUCCAAUUAAAGCAGUGAGACAUGUAUGGUUGGCCGCUCUUUUCUUUUUCCCAACAAGUGGACCUUUGGUAGUUGCCUAUUUGACGAGAGAAAUAGCAGAGGCUUCUAAACGACGUUUCCUGUGGGAAGAGAGGGAUGAGGAUGAUGCGAAGGAAACUUAUCGUUCCUAUUGUCGUGUCUUGAAUUGUUUCUUUCGCCAUCUUCCAUUGUGUUUUAAUGUUGAGUUGUUUCGUCUUUUUAUGGAUUUUUUGGAGCGUUUUAUCCGUCCAGAUGAUGCCACGUUGGAUGCCGUCUUUAAGACUGCGCUGCAGCGGUACAUUGGACACUGCCCGGCGAGCGCGGAGUUGUGGAAGAAAUAUAUCCGCUGGAAAGGCGAUAAAAUACGUGACGCUAAUGUGCGACGUGAGUGGGUCCGAAAGAUGUACAUUCGGGUACUUCGAACCCCACUAAAUGGCCUAAGCGAGAUCAAGGAGGACUACGAUUUCUUUUUAAAGGCUGAAUACAGAGGACGACCCCCAUCUGAGGGUCGACUAGAAGAGAGGUUUGUGCGCGCGCGAGGGGCGGCCGGAGAAUUGAACAGAUUCAUAGGGACAUACAGCAAUACACAUGGCGGAGAUGCUCUACCAAGGUUGUUGUAUCUUCCGCGCCCUGUCCGAUUGAUGGCGAAUUGUACCUCUCACGUUGUGGUGUCGGAGAAGGAGGAGAUUAUGCGGCGACUAGAGGUGGAGCUGUGGGCUCAAUGGACCGCUUUGAUUGACCGAGAGUCAGGGUCUUCUGCCUACAUGGGUAUUGAGUUGUUUCGUUACGAGCGUGUUCGUUUUUUUCUUGCGAUGCGGGCCAGCUUUUUCCCUCACCAGUCCUUUUCGUGGACCAGCCUUGUGGAUUACUGCCUUGGGCAACAACUACUUCUUUCAGAGGCUGAACGACAGGCAUUGGCGAGGGAGGCUCUGGAAAAGGCCUCUUUUUUGUUAAACAAGAAUUUUCUUCUGCAAGUCUCGUAUUGUGAUUACAUGCUACGGGAUCUUGCGGACCCUGAGUGUGCCCACCGAUCUAUCAAGGGGUUGCUCCUGCAACAACGCCGUUCUGUUGUGGAUUACAUUAAGAAAGAGACACUUGCCUCUCUUGAAACAGCGAUGAUAGCACUGGAGCGUGUUGCGUUGCUCGCCGUAAACUGGAUGCGAUGGGGCAGUUUAAAUAACGAGGUGACGAACACUCAGCAUGUUCGAUUGGUGGCACGCUUUACAAUGCAUCGCGUGGACUUUCUCUCAUUGAUUAUGGGUGUCAUUCGACGCGCCUCUAAAGAAGAGCGAAGUUUCUCUCCGCGUCGUUGUCUGCGGGCAUUUAACACGUUUUGUCGCUUUUGGGUAGAACUCGAGCUAAUUCGAAAUCAGGCUCAAACAGAGGCUCUUGCUAUACUUGAGCGAUGGAAGGACCAUUUGAACAUGUUUUGCAGCUCUGCCAAAGACAGAGAAUGGGGUCUAGUGGACUGUGGUAUUGACGAAUACUUUACCUCCAGCUGCGCGAACGUGUGCCGCAGUGACGCUUCAGCGGUGCAGCAGGUUUUAGGUUUUAUGGAGGAAGUAAGGCUUACUGCUACAAAGGCGUCUUCUUUUUCGCCGGCGGAUGUAGAGUCGCUGCUGGAGACUAUAAGAGGAAUUAGAGACAUGUUCUUUGUGGUUAAUGCUGAUGCUGGGAGCGUUCCGGCUUCCACACUGCCGCUUCGUCUAUUUAGUGCGCGAGUACGGGGUGCAACAAUUCCGCUACAGACGUAUGAUCAUCAUUUGUUUACGGCAGAAGGGGCGUGGCACGAGGAGGAUAAAUCCUACGUGUUGCCGUCGGGGGAAGUGCGUGAGGGGGAAGGCAAUGCAGCUACAAACCCAUUACUGGCGCCUUCUGUAGAAGCUAUGCCGGACGACGCACGUUGGGUUUCCUAUGCGCCAGCGCGAGCUUACACUGCCACAGAAAAUUCACGCAGCGCUCAGAAGGGGAACACUGACCAGGAAGUUAAACCGAGAAAAAACAAACGACCACCUAAUGGGCGGUCCUUGGUUGUUGAGAGUGUCUGCCUUAGGGAUUUACCCACCAUCUUCCACUCCCUCGGAAGCACUGCCGUGUCUGACGCACUACUGCUGCGGAAGGUUGAGCAAAUGCUGACAACACACAUGCCAUCGACACAUGAAACGGACGUUUUGUUUCAAGAAAUGACGGUUGACACGGAGUGGCUGUUUCAGUUUAUGGAACGCAUGCCUGCGAUGCAGUAA
Molecule: messenger RNA, 2868 nt
Organism: Trypanosoma rangeli
Lineage: Eukaryota; Euglenozoa; Kinetoplastea; Trypanosomatida; Trypanosomatidae
Exons: 1
Coding region: 1-2868 (955 amino acids)
Biological process (GO): mRNA 3'-end processing
Cellular component (GO): nucleus
Molecular function (GO): protein binding; mRNA binding
Source: RefSeq, a predicted model, not a curated record